Eutrema salsugineum is the source of this 1092-nucleotide messenger RNA. RefSeq lists its product as uncharacterized. Lineage: Eukaryota; Viridiplantae; Streptophyta; Magnoliopsida; Brassicales; Brassicaceae. The record is from RefSeq and is a predicted model, not a curated record.
AUGCUUUACCGUUUGUUCCUGCACGACGAUAACAGGUUUGGUGAAGGUGAUAUGAGUACAAGGAGCCUUAAGGCUUAUGUGAACACAAAAGAUGAAUUGGGUUUAGCUGCAGGACGAUUGAGGGGCUCAGGGUUUUCUAAGACUGAUGAUACUGUUUCUGUUUUUACGUCGGAGGAGGAAGUUGCAGAUUCCUAUCUAAGAACGGCUGGUUUGUUUUUAAGAUCAAAGGGUAAGAUUGAUAUGUCAUCAAGUUAUGAUAUAGUAAACAAAGAAUAUAUCGAACAUUCAUUGGUAGCCAGGGGAGACCUCUGGAGAGUAGAAGCUUCGAGUUCAAGUACUCCUGCAAGCGAUGGAACUUAGUCUCUCUUUCUUCUCCAGCUUGGACCGCUUCUUUUUCUACGCGAUUUGACUCUUCUUUUACCGUUACACUUAUCAAAACAACAUCUGGUAUGGUAUGGAUAUGAUAGGAAGUUAAUUUUCGUUGCAGAAAAUAUGCAUUCACUUUGUCCAGCUUUAUGGUAAAAGCAUCGCAGGUGGCUUAUGAUGUUAAUGCUCUGUCUCAAUCCGUUAUCUUGUGUAAGACGCAUUUCCAUUAGAAGUUCUAUUUAUGUUCUUACUUUUUGCGGAACUGAUUCCCUGAAGUUGUCUUGUCCGUGCUUCGGACAGUCCUUUGGAUUUUCAGUUACCAUGGUACAUUAGCCUGACAAAUCAUUUGAAUUGGAUAUCUUGGCUUGGCGUAGAUCCGGAUAACUGAUGAAACCAACAAUUCAACUCAGUGUAUGUCCCACAUUUGGUGGAAGCAAUCCCGGGAUGAAAGCAGAAGUUAUUCAUACGCUAAGCAAUGAUUUGAAUCUGAUAUAUGGCUACGCGCUCAACACACAUAGUUUCUCAAUCGAAAACUGCAGUUUUGGUCGGUCGAAAUGGAAUGAUACUCCUCUUGCAAGUAUUGGCCCGCCUUCUUUCUCUGUCCAGCUCAAUAACGCUUUCGAGUUCUGAAUCUUUCUGAUUUACACAAACGUACGGCACAGUUUACUACACAUGUGUGAACAGACUAGUUUGCCCCUCGGUAACUUUUGUAUAGUUAAAUCAUUA